Girardinichthys multiradiatus is the source of this 5108-nucleotide messenger RNA. RefSeq names its product chemokine (C-X-C motif) receptor 2 (gene cxcr2). The coding region runs from base 527 to 1657 and encodes 376 amino acids. The transcript is spliced from 2 exons. Gene Ontology annotation, molecular function: C-X-C chemokine receptor activity. NCBI's taxonomy places the organism in Eukaryota, Metazoa, Chordata, Actinopteri, Cyprinodontiformes, Goodeidae. Gene Ontology annotation, cellular component: membrane. The record is from RefSeq and is a predicted model, not a curated record. Gene Ontology annotation, biological process: G protein-coupled receptor signaling pathway; neutrophil chemotaxis; immune response.
AAAUUUUCUUUAAAUAAAGCACUAAUCUAGGACGAGUCCGGUUUUUAAUUCCAUAGGUAUGAACCUGCUGCACAAACCUUAUGAGGCUUCUUUUGUAUAGACUCAAAAAAUGAAGAGUGGCAUGUUUCCAACAUUAGAGUACCAACUGGCUUCAAUAAGAGGUCAUUAGAACCAGAAACAUUUAUAUAAUUUCAUACAAGAAGGAGCAGACAUACCUGGUGCAUCAUGCAGCAUUACAUCUAAAAGUUCACUCUGUUCUGCUGGUAAUUUUUUUCUGUCUUUUGUCCUUUAAAGGUUGUUCCCCACCUUCUUUGAUAAACUAAGACACAACCUGGUGUGUUUUUCCUCAGACACAGAUAAUAUCUGUGGUUCUUUUUGCUCACUUGAGUCUCACAGUCUUGUUAAUAGCAGCAGCCUCACCACUCAGUGUGCAGACAUUCAGGAGGACUUCAACCUGAAGUAAAGACAUCAUCUCUUGACAACUGAAGCUUUAUUAUUUUUACUUGUGCACAUCAAGUCAGGAAGGAUGAAGCUACAACUUUAUUUGUUUAGUGCCAUGAGCUAUUUGCUGCUGACACAUCAAGAGGAGCACAUACUGGAUGCAAUGUUCGGUUUUUUUGAUUCAGCCAACACCACUUUCAUUUAUGAUGAUGAUUACAAAGAAUCUGCUCCCUGCAAAAUGCACGUACCGGGAUUUAACUCCCUUGUACUGAUGGUCGUCUAUAUCAUCGUGUUUGUGUUCAGCCUCAUGGGCAACAGUGUGGUGGUCUACGUGGUCUGCUCUAUGACUAAAGGCAGAACCAGCACAGAUAUCUACUUGAUGCACCUUGCUGUGGCUGACCUACUCUUCUGUUCCACUCUCCCCCUCUGGGCCAUUGACUCUCACUUCGGUUGGAUCUUUGGCAACUUCCCAUGCAAGCUCUUCUCAGGCUUCCAGGAGGCAUCUGUGUACAGUGGGGUCUUCCUGUUGGCGUGCAUCAGUGUGGACCGGUACUUUGCCAUUGUGAGAGCUACACGAGUGCUGUCCUCCCGGCACCUGUUGGUAAAGGUGGUGUGCGGUGUUGUGUGGCUGACAUCCGGGUUGCUGUCUCUACCUGUGGCAAUUAAAAGAGAGAAAAUCUUUGCUCCUGAACUGAACCAGGACAUUUGCUACGAUAACCUAACCGGCGAAAGCAGCGACCAGUGGCGGGUCAACAUCCGAGUUCUGCGGCACACGCUAGGCUUUUUCUUACCCCUGGUAGUGAUGACCAUCUGCUACAGCUGGACGGUGGUGACGCUGUUCAACACUCGCAGUCAACAGAAACACAAGGCCAUGCGCGUCAUCUUGGCAGUAGUGCUGGCAUUCGUUUUCUGCUGGCUGCCUUAUAACAUCACCGUGCUAAUUGACUCUCUCUACCGAGGUGGAACACUCACAGAGACCUGCGAGGCCCGCUACAGAGUGGAGACCACGCUAGAGGUGACCAGGGUUUUUGCCUUCAUGCACUGCAUGGUGAACCCCGUGCUGUAUGCCUUCAUCGGGCAGAAGUUCCGGAAUGAGCUGCUAACGGUUCUUUACAAACAGGGCCUGAUCAGCAAGAAGGUCUGGGUGACUUACAGGAAGGGAUCUGUUAGCAGUGUGGCCAGCAUCAAGUCGAAACACACCUCUGUAUCGAUGUAAAUCAAUGCUGUUGGCGGGUUAUUUAUAAAUACCCCCCAUAAAGUGAACAAGCAUAAUCAUUGUUGAAGUGCAAGAAUAUAGAAAUUAGAUCUUUUUAAGCAUUCAGAAAAAUCCACAACAAAGCAAAGAAAAAAAAAAACCAAAGUACUACGUCUCAUUUUCAGAGGACAUUAAAUGUCACAGAACACUUUCUCAGUUCUAAUGUUGAUGAGAUCUCUGAAGAACUAUUAAAUCAACCUGAAUUGACAAUUAUUCUACAUGAUGAAAUAUUCCAAGAUGUUUUGUCUUAUAGAUACUCAAACAAAAAGCGUGCCAAGAAGGAGGCUCUGGAAAUGAGCAUAGAACACUUACAACCCAAAACAUUUUAUUAAGCUAUCAUCUCUUCAGACUUACCUUUGGGAACCACUGGUAACUGAUCUUGAGUUUCCUGGUUAGGUUUUAAGUCAAUAGGGGUCCACACCAUUUCACCAAUGAAGGCCAUAUGCACACUUUCUGCUCCAAAAGCAUUUAGGAGGAAAAGGAGCAAUUGGGUGUGGCUAACUUAAGCACUUGAUUUACUAGUCAUCAGAGAGCACCUCUGUAACAUACAGGAGUGUGAUAACACCAUGCCCUGACAGAAAAACAUGACUGAUUUCCUUAGAGAAGCAACACAUGCUCCCCAUCAAUCUGGAAAGGGUUAUAAUUCCAUUUUUAAACUAAGUAAAUAUGGGAAAAGACUCAAGAAAUUAUUCCCAGGUAUAAAGUGUUUAAGACAGCAGCCAAUCUGGAAGAUUCCAGAAAAAUCCAACCAAAGGUCAGAGGGUGUAAUACUCAGAGAACUGGAAAAAAGCCCAGUUCUAUCUGAAUGAAACACAAAGACAUCAGUAACAAUGUCCUUUGAAAAGAUAGGUCCUCAGUCACAGGACUAUGUUAGAAGAAAAUCAAACACAGUCUAACAGCACAGAUACCUGUCAAGCACGGUGGUGGAGGGGUGAUGAAUUGGGCUUGUUUUGCUGCCACAGGAUCUGGGCACCUUAUGUAAGCUAUGAUCUUCUCUGUAUACCAAAGUAUUAGUAUUAUAGUAGAAGGCCAUGAAUCUGAGAGUUGAAGCUUGGGCGACAUUAGUUCAUGCAGGCAAUGAAGAAACCUUUCAUAACAAAGAGGGAGCUGAAUGUCUGCAGACCUGCAUAAGCUGAAGCAACGUAGGAAGGAAAAAAAGAAUCGACCAAACUUUGUACAGUCUUGUUUCUUUGGGCUUACAGUCUUCAAUACCUUAAUACUGCUUAGAGUUUGUUAAAUGACAGAUGCUACAAGAAAUAGAAAAGGUGUUGCACUUUUUCACUCUGAGCAUUUAUCCUAAAAGCUUCUUCAAAGCUUCACGUUGGAGUCUAAUGUCAAAAUCCAAAUAUAAUGAGUGGCCUCUGCAGCUCUUCUCGUUUUUAGAGUGUGAUGUUUGGCUUUUGAAUCAACAUCUUCACAAUCUUUUAAUAAAAUUAAAUGUCAAAAUGUUUCCAUGAAAUAUUUUCCAUCACUAAGAAAUGUGCAAGCUGCAGAGUGUGAGUUGCUGCACAGCUUUAGUCAUAUGUGCAAUUAUCAAGAUAUACAUGUUUUCUGAAGCAUGGGGACUCUCAAUAUAAAGCAGAUAUUUAAAUAUCCUGUGUUUCAGGGUGUCACUUUGCUAUUACACCUAUUGAGAAAAAAUCAGAUAAAAAAUAUUUCAGACAGGAAGAGGUGGUGAAACUUGUUUUCUGUUUUCACCACUAAAGAACAGUGUGACUUCUUUGAUGAAUGACUUUAAUUUAGCAAACAUUUCUGUAGAAACAUCUUCUGCUUCUUUGUUAUCACUGUUUUCAUCUGAAUCUAAUUUUCUUUGAUUGUAUUUAACUUCAUUUUUUUAUUUUCCAGCAACAUUUUCUUAUUGUUCUUAAUUAAAUUUAUUCUGUACGGAUCCAAAUAUAUUGAAUAACACAUCUAUUUUUAUGAAAUACUGUCUGAUGUAUCUACAAAGUGGCUUGAUAUUAAUUACACAAAUAGCGACAUCAAAAUGUACUGCACAGUUUAUCUUUGCAGGAUCCCAAACCUCAAGGAGAGUUGCAGCAAAGAACCGACAUUUGCUUAAGUGUUGCUUCAUUCACAGGGUUUCGGUCAAGUUCCUGUUUUUCUAUGUGGUUUCGAAGUGUUGUUGUUGUCAGUACCUGACAUGUUGAAGUCAAAAAAGGAAAAAACAGGAGACAAAUUUAGACCAAAUUUAUCUGUCAAAAUCUUUGUUAUCAUGAACGUGUGAAUAUUACUUCAAAGAAAUAAUUUCUGGUGUGAAACGGAGAUCAGUGUUUUUAAAUGCUUUCUGGGAAACUUGCACCAUACGCACACAGACCCGGUGUACAUCUGAUGAAAAACAAGUGAUAAAGGAUGUGUAUAACAAUGACAUUUUCAGCUUCUUCUGGAGUUUGACAUUGUACUUUCAUUUUAUGAGUAGUUUGAGGCAGCGGUUUGGUACCAAAUAAUGUAGUUGAUCUAAUUUAGAAACUGUCCCACCGUCACCACGUAAAAGACAGAAUGUAUUCAAACCCGCAUCAAGUGUUACACAUCUUAUCUGUUGGUUAUCUGAACACAUUGUUGUAUUAGUUUGUCGUAAUCAGGGGUUGUUUGCUGCCUGUUGCCAUCACACCUUAGAAUUCCUGCAGGACAGCAAGUAGUUCAGUAAUUUGUCCUGAAAUGUUUUUGUAUAAAGUUCAUUAUUGUGUUCAUUAUUUUGAUAUUUAAUCUGAUUACUCAUGAGACUUCAAGUUGGUGCAGCUGCCUUGCCUUGCAGCACCGUCAAAUUCUGCAUGUCCUCCCCGUUCCUGUGUGAGAUCACAUCAGGGUUUAUACAUACAUUUAUAUUCAAUAAAUAGAAAUAUGUUUUAAAGUUUCUGUAAUUGAAUUCACUGAGUGAAACACAUGAUAUAGAUUAAUUACUCAGACUGAUGUUUUCAAGCCUUUAUUUCUGGUUGGUAUGGUGAUUUUCCAUCUGCAGCUAAUAAAAACGUGACAUUUAAGAUUAGAAUAUCACAUCAGACAAUAAAAAAACAGUUGUUGCACAGAAAUGAGGGUUUCAUAAAAAGUCCAUCAAAUAAGCCUUAAAGCAUGUCAACGUGGCAUCUAUCCUGUGAACCCAAAACCAAUAAUGCGUAUAGAUUUUAUUCCACAUGUCAGAGGUUUCUGAUUCUAGUUUUAGUCAUGAUAUCAGAGUGGGUUGAAAGUGGAACAGGCCACAUUGUUGUGGAGAGGAAGUGUUGAGAAAUGUGGUUUACAUUGACACCAUCUAGUGGAGUAUUUGUGGGGAACCGAACAUACAUCUAUCAUCAUCUACAAUUUAAUAUAAAAUUUAUUUUUCUGUGUUCUUUUUGUGUCUUUGCUCUGUUCUCUCAAACCCCCAGUCGGUCGUAGCAGAUGGCCGCUCACACUGAGCCUGGUUCUGGUUCUGCUGGAG